Octodon degus (degu) is the source of this 3141-nucleotide messenger RNA. RefSeq names its product formin binding protein 4 (gene Fnbp4). The record is from RefSeq and is a predicted model, not a curated record. The coding region runs from base 46 to 3120 and encodes 1024 amino acids. The transcript is spliced from 17 exons. Gene Ontology annotation, molecular function: protein binding. Lineage: Eukaryota; Metazoa; Chordata; Mammalia; Rodentia; Octodontidae.
GCCCCUUUCGGCUGUCGACGCUCGCAGCUCGCGCUCGGGCUCGCGAUGGGGAAGAAGUCGCGGGCGGUACCCGGCCGUAGGCCCAUCCUGCAGCUCUCUCCGCCGGGUCCCCGCGGCAGCACGCCGGGCCGGGACCCUGAGCCGGACACCGACCCCGAACCCGACACCACGGCGGCCGUCCCUAGCCAGCCCGCCCCGGCCCCAGCGCCAGCGCCGGCGGCGGCGACAGCGCCGGCGGUCACGGUCGCCGCGGCCUCCGACGACUGUGCUUCGGAAGAUGAGCAGGAAGUGGUGGUGGAGGCGCCCAGAGUUGUUCAGAAUCCUCCAAAACCAGUCAUGACCACCAGACCCACGGCCGUAAAAGCUACAGGGGGGCUGUGCCUGCUCGGGGCCUAUGCAGACAGUGAUGAUGAGGAGAGCGACGUUUCUGAGAAGCCGGUGCAGCCCGAGGAGACCAAUGGGAACCCAGCAGCUGACAUCGACAGCACCCUGGCCAGCUUCCUGGCGGAGAUUGAUGCCAUCACGGCGCCUCAGCCCUCAGCACCUGUAGGUGCUUCGGCCCCGCCUCCAACUCCACCUCGGCCAGAACCCAAGGAAGCGGCCACAUCUACCCCCAGCUCCGCUGUGUCCAAUGGCACCAGUGCAUCCACAGCUCCAGAGUGGCAGUACGACACACAGUGCUCCCUGGCAGGAGUGGGAAUCGAGAUGGGAGACUGGCAGGAAGUGUGGGACGAGAACACCGGCUGCUACUACUACUGGAACACACAGAGCAAUGAGGUCACCUGGGAGCUGCCCCCCUACCUUGCCACCCAGGUCCAGGGGCUGCAGCAUUACCAGCCCGGUUCUGGAACAGGUGCUGAAGCUGGUUUUAUAGUAAAUGCCGAUGCAUAUGUGAAGGAGAAAGCAGUUCCCGUUUCCAGUAGUAAAAGUGGACCAGUCCCAGCCAAACGAGAAGUUAAAAAGGAGGUGAAUGAGGGUGUUCAGGCACUCUCUAACAGUGAGGAGGAGAGGAAAGGAGUGGCAGCCGCUCUGCUGGCUCCUCUGUUGCCAGAGGGAGUCAAGGAGGAAGAAGAGCGCUGGAGGAGAAAAGUGAUCUGUAAAGAGGAGGCGCCUCCUGCAGAGGUGAGGGAGCCAAGCACCGGCCCAGAGGAAGCUGCAGCCCCAGGGAAGCCACCAGAAGGCCUGCUGGAUGGCACUGAGGAGCCUGUCCAGGAUGACCUGUGCAGCGUGGUGCAGUCUGGAGAGAGUGAGGAGGAGGAGGAGGAGGAGGAGGAGGAGCAGGACACCCUGGAGCUGGAGCUCGUCUUGGAGAGGAAAAAGGCAGAGCUGAGAGCCUUGGAGGAAGGAGAUGGUAGCGUGUCAGGGUCAAGUCCCCGUUCUGACGUCAGCCAGCCGGCCUCUCAGGACGGGAUGCGCAGAUUGAUGUCUAAGCGAGGGAAAUGGAAGAUGUUCGUUCGCGCCACCAGUCCAGAGUCCACCAGCCGGAGUUCCAGCAAAACCGGACGGGAGACCCCCGAGAACGGAGAAAGUGCAGUUGGUGCUGAUAACUUAGAAAAAGUAGAUGACAAUUCAGAUAAAGAGGCAGAGGUAGAAGAAUCUUCAGAGAAGACAAAAGUGCAAAUAGCACCUAAAGUAGAAGAUGACCAAGAUUUGAAAUUUCAGAUAGGAGAACUGGCGAACACCCUGACAAGCAAAUUCGAGUUCCUUGGCAUUAGUAGGCAGUCCAUCUCCAACUUCCACGUGCUGCUCCUGCAGACUGAGACUCGAAUUGCAGACUGGCGGGAAGGGGCUCUUAAUGGAAACUACCUUAAACGAAAGCUUCAGGACGCAGCAGAACAACUAAAACAGUAUGAAAUAAACGCCACUCCUAAAGGCUGGUCCUGCCACUGGGACAGGGAUCAUAGGCGGUAUUUCUAUGUAAACGAGCAGUCGGGCGAGUCUCAGUGGGAGUUUCCAGAUGGUGAGGAGGAGGAGGAGGAAGGCCAUGCUCGAGAGCGGAAAGACGAGACUCUGCCUAAGCCCAGCUUGAAGGACAGACCUGGCGCUGCGUCGAGCUCCACAGAGUCCUCGGAGAAUCCCGCAGGUUCCCUUUGCAAAGAGUCAUUUUCUGCUCAAGUGUCCUCUUCGUCACUCAUGCCACUGACUCCGUUCUGGACCCUCCUUCAGUCCAACGUGCCUGUGCUCCAGCCACCACUGCCGCUGGAGAUGCCGCCGCCCCCACCACCACCUCCAGAGUCCCCUCCGCCGCCACCGCCACCGCCACCCCCGCCACCACCCCCGGUGGAAGAUGGUGAGAUCCAGGAGGUGGAGAUGGAGGAUGAAGGCAGUGAGGAGCCCCCUGCGCCCGGGACGGAGGAGGAUACUCCUUUGAAACCGGCUGCGCAGGUCGCAGUUGUCACCAGCCAAAGUGCUGUGGACAUCACCACCUCCAGCUCUCCUUCCACUAAAGCAGUGAAGAGGAAAGCAGCAGAAAUAAGCAGUGCAGUGGUUCAGAGGUCCGCCACCAUCGGGAGCUCCCCAGUCAUCUACAGCCAGCCCCCCGUAGCCAGCGGUCCCCAGGCUGCAGGGAUUGGGCACCAGUCUGUGUCCCUGGGCCACACAGCAGCAGGCUUGGGUCCCCAGGCCCGAGGAUUGGGCCUGCAGUCCAGCUACCUGGGCCUCACAGCCACGCCGGCCAUCCUGAGUUACACUGAGUGCUCUGUCCCCAUGGCAGUAACUGCAGCCUCCCUGCAGCCAGUCCAGGCCCGCGCACCUGUGCCCACCACUGCUGUCAUAGAGCCACCGCCACCACCACCACCUCCUCCUACACCACCACCGCCACCAGCUCCCAAAGUGACACCACAGGAAAAGAAGAAAGGAAAGAAAGAUAAGGCAAAGAAGAGUAAAACCAAAAUGCCGUCUCUGGUGAAGAAGUGGCAGAGCAUCCAGCGGGAGCUUGAUGAGGAGGAGAACUCAAGCUCCAGUGAGGAGGACCGCGAGUCGACAGCCCAAAAGCGCAUCGAGGAGUGGAAGCAGCAGCAGCUGGUCAGUGGCCUGGCAGAGAGAAACGCGAACUUUGAAGCCCUUCCUGAGGACUGGCGAGCAAGACUAAAGAGAAGGAAAAUGACUCCAAACACAUAGCUUAACUUUUUUUUUUUUUUU